Messenger RNA from Apis cerana (Asiatic honeybee), 3448 nucleotides. RefSeq lists its product as uncharacterized. The record is from RefSeq and is a predicted model, not a curated record. NCBI's taxonomy places the organism in Eukaryota, Metazoa, Arthropoda, Insecta, Hymenoptera, Apidae.
AGAAUGACGAGAUAGAUCGAAGUCUAGAGCAAGACUGUUACAUCAAUUUCCCGACGACAAGUGAGAAGAAAAAAUUACUGAUGGAGAAAUUCGUCUAAAGAUUUAAAUCAAUUACUUCAAUAAAAUCAAUAGAAACAUGAAUUGAUUUAGGAAAAUUGAAAUGGAAAGUAUCAUGCAGAAUUUUAUUUUGUUUUGAAAUAGAUACAAGAAAUAAUAGAUCUAUUCUUUACAUAUGAGAUUUUAUACUUUUUUUCUGAACUUUUAAUGAAAAAAUAGAGAGAAGAUCUAAUUCUACUUCUGAUAAGAACUAAACCAUUUCCAAAAACAUAUAGUAAUUGUUUUCUGUAAAUUUUUUAUUGAGACUCAUAACCCAAAUAUGAAGAAAAGACAUUUCGAGAUACAAGCAAGAUAUCAGCUAGUUACCUCGAGGGCGGACGUUUAGAAAGCUCAAAGGAAACAACUUUGGUUCAAAAUAUAGCUUUACUCAAGUGAUAAUCUCGCGUCAAUCGGACGCCUUUAUAGCAAUCAAUGAUGACAGAAUAUGUGAAAGGAAAAACGAUGGUGGUCCAACCGUGGAGCCACCUUCCUGCAAUCUUCCGGGAGAGAAACCUACGUGGACAUAAAAACGGUAAUCUGGAGCACCAGGUAUAACCUUGCUACAUAACCUUGCCUCUCCAUGAACUUCGCCUUCACUGGACAGAGCCGCUGUAAAUAUCAAGAGAGCGAAACCGUAAGGCUUGCCCGACCGGAUCGCGUUCCCGAUCACUUUCUCCGGAACGAUGGCCCCUCGUAUAAAGAAAGAUCGUUGGUCUGGGAGGUGGACAAGGAGGAAGGAGAGCGAACGUAGCGAUGGGAUUAAGUUUCUUUUGAACUUAAUAAAUAAUUACCAUGCUUUUCCGUUGGGAUAAUUAUAAAAUAUUAUGCACGUGUCAUUCGUAAGAUUUACGAUAUUAAUUAUCAGAAGAAUUACAUGACAUCGAGAUACAUAAAGAUAAAACACGAAGUGAAAUAUAAAGGAAUAGAACAAAGUUUAGAGUGGAAUCAAUUUUAAAGAUCUCUAUUCAAUUUUUUAAACGAUCUCACAGAUAUAUCAGUAUAAUAAAAUGUAAAAGAAUAGGAUGAAAGGUAAAUAAGAUUGUACUGAAAGAUAAGAUGUAUGUUAUACAUAAUUUAAAAACGAAAACAUUAAAUCAUUAAAAUUUAAAUCUAGGAGAGAAAAAUUCAAAGGCUUUCGAAGACGUCAUAAUAUUUUUCACAUCGAACAACGUGAUCUAAUCAACCGACAAAAAGUAAGAAACGAGAUUGGUCCCAACGCUAAACAGUCGAGUUUCCGUAACAUAGCCUCGCCGGAAUCCACCACUAUCAUGUCUCGAUUUCCUCCAACUAUGGGACUACCUCCACCUCCAGGCCGAUUUUACCACCACUUUUACCAUCUGGCCCAGACACACCACAAGUUACCUUCAGACGAUGGCACUGGGGGAGAAUACGCGCCUAUAUAACUACGGCGUUCCACUGAUUGGACGAAGUAACUUACGUUUUCCUGCACUUAGGGAACAAGAAUACGCGGCCCGAGCCCGACGGGCGGCAUUGCGAGAAAUAUGAGGAUUCGCCCGGGAUGCGUGAUUGCACUAGUGGUGCUAUUGCAAGUCGCAUUUGUGGCGAGCAAAGCAGUGGAUCAAAAUCAGCUGCAACAGAAGUCUCAGCAACAAACUCAAUAUGGCACAUUGGCACAAAAGAGAUGGAGUGAUGACUUGGGAAGUCACAGUAAUUUGGGUUCCGGCUAUGGUGGAGAUUCAAGCGGUCAUGGUGGUGACAUAGGUGGUGGUGAUGGAGGUGGUUUUGGUCAUUCUGGAGGAGCAACAGCACUUUCUACAAAUUUUGGUCAUUCUGGAGGUGAUGACGCUAAUGGUGGUUUUGGUCAUUCUGGAGGUGGUGAUAUUAGCGGUGGUUUUGGUCAUUCUGGAGGUGGUGACAUUGGUGCUAAUUUUGGCCAUUCUGGAGGCGGUGGGAAUGGUGCAGCAAUCGAAGAACAUCAUGACGAUCAUCAUGAUCAUCACGAUCAUGGCUAUUGGAAGAAGAAGCUUAUCUGGAAACCAGGAUGGAAAAAAAUUUGGAAACCAGCAAAAAAACAAAUCUGGAAACCUGCUUGGAAAAAAAUUUGGAAACCCGUAUGGGUUCCAACGCAAAAGGCAAUAUGGAAGGACAUUCAAGUACCAGUUUGGAAAAAAAUUUGGAAACCAGUGUGGAAGGAAAUACAAGUCCCGGUAUGGAAGGAUAUUCAGGUACCAGCCUGGAAAAAGAUCUGGAAACCCGUUUGGAAACCCAUAAAAGUUCCAGCAUGGAAGGAAAUUCAGGUACCCGCAUGGAAAAGAAUCUGGAAACCGGUUUGGAAAGAAAUUCAAGUACCAGCCUGGAAAGAUAUUCAGGUACCAGCUUGGAAAAAGAUCUGGAUACCUGAAUGGGUCAAGAUCGGCAUUCCCGGAGAACAUUAUCACGGUACUGAUCAUCAUGGAUGGCAGUAUACCAGUCAUGAUUUGUGGAAGAAAAAACUAAUUUGGAAACCAUUGUGGAAAAAGUAUUGGAAACCAGCAAAAAAACAGAUCUGGGUACCAGACAAAAAGUUAGAAUGGGUGGAAGCCUGGAAACAAAUUUGGAAACCAGCUAAAAAACAAAUUUGGGUGGACGACAAAAAACUUAUUUGGAAGGAAGAAUGGAAACAAAUUUGGAAACCAUCCAAAAAACUUAUUUGGGUCCCUGAUAAAAAAUUGGAAUGGAAAGAGGCUUGGAAACAAAUUUGGAAGACUGAUAAGAAGCUCGAAUGGGUACCUGAUAAAAAGUUAGCCUGGAAAGAGGCUUGGAAGCAAAUUUGGGUACCAGCUUGGAAAGAAAUUUGGGUUCCAGCAUGGAAAAAAAUUUGGAAACCAGUCUGGAUAUCGGAAUGGUUUCCUAUAGACGAUCACCAUCCUCAUCACGGAUGGGAUCGGAAGGAUACACAGGCUCAAGAUUCUCAGAUAGCUCCUUACAGUCCUGACACUAUUUCAAAGCAAAAUGCUCAGAGUCAGCAACAACAAUAUCAAAUCGAUGAAAAUAAGAUCAGAUGGGAUAGAUCAUUAAAGGCUGAAACUCCAUCGAUUAGUCAAGAUCUGGUACCACCACCGGCAAAGAAUCAAAGCGGUUUAGCACAAAAUUUUACGUUUUCCCAACGCUGAUUAAACAGUAUGAACUUUUACAAAAAAUUAUUUGAGAAAGUAUUGUAACAUAAGCCACUGUAUAUAUUAUUUUAGUCGUAAAAAUAAGUUGUAGAGAGUUAAAAAGAUUAAUCGACAAAGUCCGUAUUCUAAUGCGUUUUAUGUAUAUUUCCUCUACCCUUUUUUUUAUACAAUGUUGUUGUUAUCUUUCUUUGUUAACCGAUGUCGUUAUGAAUAAAGUUAAUUAAUAUUUUGUUAAA